CGUGUGGUCUCUCUUCGCUGCGCUUUCCCCUCACUUGAUUUUCUUCGAGAUCGCAUCUGGUUCCUGGAGGUGCUUGGGGAGCAUGGGAGCCUCCACUGCGAGGAGCCCGGAGCCUCUCUGGCCGCUGGCGCCCGCUCUCUCCUGCUCCGGAGGAGCUCUCCUGGCGGUUCUGGUGCUGCUCGCGCUGCCAGCGGCCUGGGGUCAGUGCAAAGCCCCGGAGUGGUUCCCAUUUGCCAGGCCUACAACAUUGAGUGAGGAGAACGAGUUUCCCAUUGGGACGUCUUUUAAGUAUGAAUGCCGCCCUGGUUACUACAGGAGAGAGUUCUCUAUCACCUGCCUAGAAAACUCGGUCUGGUCAAGUCCUAAGGACGUGUGUAAACGUAAAUCAUGUGGAACUCCUCCAGAACCCAAAAAUGGCAAAAUGGUCACAAACGGAGACAUUCAGUUUGGAUCAACUGUUAAUUAUCUUUGUAAUGAAGGGUGAGUUUACAGUAGCACUGGGAUGACAGUUCUAGAAUCAUAACACUAAUCUCUAAACAAUAGUCUUAGAAAGGAGAGUUAAACUACCUGUCUAUUAAAAAUAUAGCAGUAGGUUUUCUAAGUAGAUGUGGU
Ceratotherium simum simum (southern white rhinoceros) is the source of this 612-nucleotide messenger RNA. NCBI's taxonomy places the organism in Eukaryota, Metazoa, Chordata, Mammalia, Perissodactyla, Rhinocerotidae. The record is from RefSeq and is a predicted model, not a curated record.